Messenger RNA from Colletotrichum costaricense, 3975 nucleotides. RefSeq names its product multidrug resistance protein 3. The transcript has 3 exons. Gene Ontology annotation, biological process: transmembrane transport. NCBI's taxonomy places the organism in Eukaryota, Fungi, Ascomycota, Sordariomycetes, Glomerellales, Glomerellaceae. Gene Ontology annotation, cellular component: membrane. The coding region runs from base 1 to 3975 and encodes 1324 amino acids. Gene Ontology annotation, molecular function: ABC-type transporter activity; ATP binding; ATP hydrolysis activity. The record is from RefSeq and is a predicted model, not a curated record.
AUGGCAGACCUCGGAGACAAGUCGGCCCCCCCUGCCACGCUCGCCAAGACAGACACCGCCGUCAACUCCAGAAACAGCGAACUAGGCCAAGUCGACAACGGGAUAAGCGACAAGGACCAAAUUCACGAUGGCAAAGCAAAAGACAGUAAAGGGAAGAAGCCCGGGUCGCUCCACUUCUUCUUCCGCGUGCACUGGUCUUACUCUACAUCGCUGGAUCACGCCCUCCGGCUCAUCGGCCUAAUUGCUGCUAUCGCCUCCGGUAUCCUACCUCCACUGAUGACAGUGGUGUUUGGAUCCUCUGUGAAUCAGUUCAAUGAUUAUGAAAAUGGCAGUAUUUCGGGACAGGACCUCUACCGCAACAUGUCCAAGAACGCCCUUUGGCUGCUCUAUCUCUUCAUCGGCCGCUUCUUUCUCGUCUACGUGCACUCCACGUGCUUCGGUCUUGUGGGCAUUCGUGUGACUAGAGCGUUUCGCGUCGACUUCAUCCGGUCGAUGAUCCGACAGGAUGUUUCCUUCAUCGACUCCUGUGCGCCUGGCACCGUCGCGUCCACCAUCUCAAACAGCGCUGACAUGGUGGAAAACGGCAGCACCGAGAAGGUCGGCAGCCUAAUCCAGAACAUGUCCAUGUUCGUUGCCGCUUUUGUAGUAGCCUUCACGCGGCAGUGGAAGCUUACCCUUGUCACGGCUACUUCGCUGCCCAUUCUCUUCAUCGGGUUCAAAAUCACUUUUGGCCUCGACGCCAAGAUUGAGGCAAAGAUCCUAGAGAUAUAUAACCGCGCCGGUGGCCUGGUUGAGGAGGCUCUGGGUUCAACCCGCAUCGUGACGGCUUACAAUGCCAGUGCGAAGCUGAGCCGCAAGUACGACGACUACCUGGCAGGGGCGCAGAAGCUUGGCUUCCGCAAGGGUCCCGUCAUCGGCGUCCAGUGGAGUGUGGAGUUCUUCACGAUCUACUGUGCGUACUCCCUUGCCUGGUUCUAUGGUGUAAAGCUGCUCAACAGCGGCGAGAUCGGGGGCGGUGGGCAAAUCAUCUCAGUGCUGCUCGCGGUCCUUUUGGGUACAAACGCUGCCUCCAACGUGGCCCCAGGGUUCGGUGACUUUGCCAAGGCUUCAGCUGCCGCUCAGGGCAUGUUUGAGGUGGUUGAUCGCAAGUCCGAGAUCGAUCCCUUGGCCGACACCGGUGAGCGGCCUGACAAGUGUGAAGGCCUGGUCGAGCUACGCAACAUCAGCUUUGCCUAUCCGUCAAGGCCCUCUGUUCAAGUCUUGCGUGACGCCAGCCUAAUCUUUGAGGCUGGAAAGGUCACGGCAUUGGUGGGUGCGUCUGGUUCUGGAAAGAGUACGAUUGUUGCACUGGUCGAACGAUGGUUCAACCCAACUAGCGGAUCUAUCCACUUGGACGGCCAUGACAUUGCUGACCUUGACCUUCGAUGGUUGCGUGGGAGGAUCGGCCUUGUUCAGCAAGAACCAGUCCUUUUCAGCGACACGAUCUACAACAAUGUAGUCCAUGGACUAUACGGAACUCCCAAGAACGAUCUCCCCGAGCCCGAGAAGAGAGAACUUGUCCGACAAGCGUGCAUCCAGGCGUUUGCGGACGAGUUUAUCCAGGAGCUGCCGCAAAAGUAUGACACCAAGGUUGGAGAACGCGGCGCUUUGUUGAGUGGAGGGCAAAAGCAGCGUAUUGCCAUUGCCCGGAGUGUCAUCUCCAACCCGCAGAUCCUCCUGCUCGACGAAGCUACAUCAGCCCUGGAUCCUACGGCAGAGAGAAAAGUACAAGCUUCUCUUGACAAUGUCUCUAAGCAGCGGACUACAAUCAUGAUUGCGCACAAACUUUCAACGGUCCAGAAGGCCGAAAAGAUCGUUGUACUGAGUCGGGGCGAGGUUGUUGAGCAGGGUACCCAUCAGCAGCUACUUGAUCUAAGGGGGGCGUACCACGAGCUUGUCAAUGCUCAGACACUCCAUACAGGCGAGGCGGCAGCUGCACAAGCGGGUAUAGAGAUAUACGAGCCCUCGGAAGUUCCAUACCGGGACGAUAGCUCAGUCGACAGUGCAGAUGACAAACCGGUGGUCUUGUCGAAGUCUGCAAGCAGGCAAUCUUAUUCUGCCGCAGAACCAGUCGAGAUUGAACACGAAACCAAGGACGAAGACGCAGAUGUUUCUCGCAAGCUUUCCAUCGCGGAGUGCCUCAAAAUUAUCAUCUGGAAGGAGCACUGGCACAUCUGGCCAGUCUGGCUCUUUGGCAUCCUAUCCUCGGCAGCUGGUGGUGGCCUAUUCCCCGCGCAGGCAGUCCUUUUCGGAUCCAGUCUCCCGACUUUGCAGCUUCUUCCCGGCAACUACUUGGUAGAGCGCGGUAACUUUUGGGCAUUGAUGUACUUCGUUUUCAGCCUAGGUGUCUUUGUGUGCUACCUUGGCGUCGGGUUCUUCUGGACUAUAGCAUCGUUCCACACCACGCGCUUCUACCGCCGGGGAUAUUUCGACGCAAUGUUGCGGCAGGAUGUUUCUUUCUUUGACACCGCGGGCCACGGUGCGUCCGAGAUGACUAGCCGACUCUCCCUGCAUCCUCAGCGGCUUCAAAACUUGCUGUCCACCAACCUCGCUCUUAUUAUCGUCAUAUUUGUUGACAUAGUCUCGUGUUUUGUUCUGGCAGUCGCCAUGGGAUGGCGUCUGGGUCUGGUCGUCAUUGCGGGCGGCAUGCCGACACUUUUCGGUGCCGGUUCCUUCCGCCUGCGACUCGAAAUGGCCAACGAGGACCGCCUGACCCAGACGUACCUGGAAAGCGCUCGUUUUGCAUCCGAGGCUGUCGGCGCCAUUCGUACCAUCUCUAGCUUGACAUUGGAAGACAAGGUUCUGAACGGCUUCAAGUCUCGUCUUGAUGAGUGUGCCAGUCGGGAACUACGUAGCAAGAUGAUUACGAUGGUUGUUCACGCAUUCGCUGAAAGUAUCAACAUGGCCGUGACGGGCCUGGCCUUCUGGUAUGGCGGAAAGCUGUUGUCUGAGGGUCAUUACGAUAUGCGAACAUUCUUCAUUGUCUUCAUGGCGGUGCUUAUGGGGUCGCAAUCGGGCGGCGUUCUGUUCGGCUUUUCGUCGAACGUUUCGAGAGCACAUUCGGCGGCAAAUCACAUCAUUGACUUGCGCAUAUCGCAGCCUCCCAUCAAUACCUCCUCCGGCGUCAAGGAAUUGCCGGAGAGCGAGAACAACCGGGUAGCCAUCGAAUUCCGCGACGUGACCUUUGCAUACCCCAGCCGGCCAAAUCGCUGUGUACUACACGGUCUCAAUCUCAAGAUCCUAAGGGGCCAGUCCGUUGGCAUCGUAGGCGCCUCGGGCUGCGGUAAAAGUACCAUUGUUGCCCUUCUAGAGCGAUUUUACGACAUCAACUCUGGACAGCUCCUCGUUGAGGGCACAACUAUCCGAGAUUUGGACGUACAAUUUCACCGCUCCCGCAUCGGCCUUGUAUCGCAGGAUACCGCGCUCUUCCAGGGCAGCAUCCGGGAUAACAUUCUCCUUGGUCUUCCAGACGAUGAGGCGGCGGCGCCCGACGCAGAUGAUCGCGUGGAGCGCGCGUGCCGCUCGGCCAACAUGCAUGAUUUUAUUAGCAGCUUGCCCGACGGAUACGCGACCGACGUCGGAAACCGCGGUGUCGCUCUCUCCGGGGGUCAGCGCCAACGUCUCGCAAUCGCUCGAGCGCUAAUCCGCGAGCCGGAGGUGUUACUCUUUGAUGAAGCCACUAGCGCCCUAGACACCGCCAACGAGGUGCUGGUACAAGCUGCCAUCGAGGCGGUCGCGCGAGAGAAGCCUGGCCGGACCACUAUUGCUGUGGCUCAUCGCCUGUCGACUAUACAGCGCUGCGACCGAAUUUUUGUGCUGCACAGAGGCCAAGUCGCUGAGAACGGCACUCAUGAGGAACUUUUCCAGAGGCGGGGAAUGUACUAUGAGAUGGUCUUGGCUCAAUCGCUGGACAGAGAGGUUGUCGCGAUUGUCUAA